Messenger RNA from Aureobasidium vineae, 489 nucleotides. NCBI's taxonomy places the organism in Eukaryota, Fungi, Ascomycota, Dothideomycetes, Dothideales, Saccotheciaceae. The record is from the annotation of a GenBank genome assembly.
AUGACAGAAAUACAAGCAACAGGUGAUGCUACGGCUGUAUUCCAACAGUUGGACAAGUACGAUUGGGGUCACGACAAUGAAUUCCAAACUGCUCUUGCGUCAAUUCUGAGGUCUGCAAAGACUCCCGACCAGACCGCACAUCUGACCGCACGCGCUCGUUGCUACUACUACACAAGAAAAUUCAAGACACCUGUCAGCUUCGAGGCCUACCAAAGCUGGCUCCAAUUGCAACAUCGUACUGCCGCUGAGUCUCAAUCUGUAUCGUCAACUGAAUUGGCCCAUCCACCUUCUAUAGGUGAUGCUCCUCCGCCUGCCUCUUUUGCUGAGAUAUGUGCACUUAUUGCAGAGGGCAAACCUAUACCUGGUAUAAAGGAUAUUCCUGAUACUAUUCUGGAGGGCCAGGGUACCCAAGCACAAGCCCCUGCACGUAAGAAGCCGUGGGAGAAGGAUGCAACUGCAGCGCCGACUCCAAGCUGGGCAGCGAGUUGA